This is a messenger RNA of Cajanus cajan (pigeon pea), 576 nucleotides long. NCBI's taxonomy places the organism in Eukaryota, Viridiplantae, Streptophyta, Magnoliopsida, Fabales, Fabaceae. The record is from RefSeq and is a predicted model, not a curated record.
AUGGGGAAGGGGACUAUUGCAGUAAACUGGGCUCUUUCACGGGGUCUUAAAGUAGCCCAACAUACCCCUUCCCCGCACCCUCCUUCCCUGCACCUUUUCCAAAUUGUGUUUAAGAAAUUAGGUGGGCUUCUAUUCAAGCCUGGCGGGAGUAACUUGCAGCAUGCAACAACAUUCUCAUUUCUGUUUCUGGUUAAUGCUGGCUAUUUGAAAAAGACUAAUCAACAGAUUGACUGUGGUGGUAAUGUUUUGGCUUCUCCAACGCGACUCAAAGAAAUAGCAAGAAGCCAGGUGGAUUACAUACUUGGAAGCAAUCCAGAGAAUAUGUCAUACAUGGUUGGAUACGGAGGAAAAUAUCCUGAAAGAAUACAUCAUCGUGCGUCGUCAUUGCCAUCCGUAGAUGAGUACCGUGGCCACAUUGGUUGCAAAGAAGGAUCCUUUUAUUUUCAAACCCAGAAUCCAAACCCCAACUUGCUUUCAGGAACUCUUAAACACUUGGGGUGCGGGGAAGGGGGGUGUGGGGUGCUGGGAAGGGGGUGCGGGAUAAAGUCAGUUUUUGGUUUUGUGGGGCUUUUCUAG